Messenger RNA from Talaromyces proteolyticus, 1796 nucleotides. Its product is annotated as AKAP7 2'5' RNA ligase-like domain-containing protein. The coding region runs from base 131 to 1435 and encodes 434 amino acids. Gene Ontology annotation, cellular component: nucleus. The transcript has a single exon. NCBI's taxonomy places the organism in Eukaryota, Fungi, Ascomycota, Eurotiomycetes, Eurotiales, Trichocomaceae. Gene Ontology annotation, biological process: regulation of DNA-templated transcription; DNA alkylation repair. The record is from RefSeq and is a predicted model, not a curated record.
GUCCGACGUCGUUUUGCAUUGCAUGAUAUUUGUUUUCUGAUCUGUUGCGUCUGUUGAUGCUUUGUAGAGUUUUUAUCGGGCUGAUAUAUGCAAAGAAGGUUUGCUGUAUGGCGAAGGACACCAGCAUCAAAUGAAGGUGACCGUGUCUUUUGGGCCAACAACCAUCAUUGCAUACUCGACCAGGCCUACAUUCAUAUCAAUAACAUCAUCACCCCGAGCUAGAUACGCCACUAUGUCUAGAAAUUCCAAUUCCCAAGGAGGCGGAAAGCGUUUGCAGACAAAGGAGAAACGACCUCCUUUGACACACUUUCUCUGCUUCCCUCUCGUCACCGAGCAUUCUUUGCCUCUAUUGGAGAGAUCAUUCGCCGAUUUCAAAAAUAAUAUUCCACUUAGACGAAAGACCUUGGCCAGUCAUUCCAUGAAACCACGCCCACCGCUCUUCCCGGACUCUGCAAUCAGACCACUGGGAACCCUGCAUUUGACGUUGGGCGUGAUGAGCCUUCCAACGCCAGAACGUGUGAACGAGGCUGUGAGCUUUUUGCAUUCGAUUAGCCUCGAGGAGGUCCUUAGGGAGACAGAAUCGGAGAUCAUUAAUUCUCCUGCUCGAGGGGAGCAACAGAAGUCCUCUGGCGAAGUCAUCCAGAGUACUGGUGAUCUGGCACCGAUUUCCGUUUCUUUAGAAUCUCUACAUGCUUUACCAAGAGCAAAAGCAGCAACCGUGCUUUACGCAAAACCCGUAGACCCGACAUCUCGUCUAUACCCCUUUGGAGUUAAGCUACGUCAGCGGUUUAUUGAUGCGGGUUUCAUUCAACCUGAUUACCUGAGAAGGAAGAACUCCAGGUCCUCUAACAAGAAAGAAUCGGGGAUUAACCAACCUAUCCAACAACCAGGGGUGGAAAAUGAAUAUACGCCGAACGAAACACCUAAACUGAGACCACUACUUUUACAUGCCACGGUGGUUAAUACGAUAUAUGCUCGAGGCGGGGAUUCCCAUCCUAAUGGAGGGCGAGAUAGACGUAGAGCGGGCCCCUUAACGUUCGAUGCCAGGGCAAUUAUUACCCACCACAACGAUUAUUACACCGAUGAAACCUGUGCGGAAGAAAAGAAGCACGAUUUUGACGACGAUGAUGACGCGCCCGACAUGCUUGAGGAAGCUAGUAGUAGCAGUGAAAACAACGAGACCGGCUCUCUGUCCGCCGAAGAAGGAAGAGCUCAUCCGUCUAAAAUGGUCCAGGAGAUAAACUCUCUGCAAGUCGAUAACGACAUGUCUGGUCCAAAGUACCCCUUCGUCUGGGCGCGGAAUUUCCAUAUUGAAAAGCUUUGUAUUUGUGAGAUGGGUGCCAAGAUGUUGGAUGAGGAUGGUGAUCCAUUAGCUGCAAGGCUGGGCCAGAAGUACAGUAUCGUCGCUGAGAAGAGUCUGUUGAUAUCGAAAUAGGGAAGAAGUGAUGGUGUCUGAUGGGAUUGAAUAUAUGCCAAUAAUAAGUUUACUCCUAACGGCCUUGAUAGUAGAGUGCAUGAAGCUAUUAUGGUCUAUUGAUUUUGUUCUCCGUCUUCUUAGAGUCCUUUAUAAGACGAAAAACUCAAAUGCAGAUGUGCAUGUUAAUAAGUGUUGCGGGUUGUAUUUACUAGAAUAUGGUGUGACACAAUGCUUUGCUGUUUACGCAUAAACUCUUCAUGCAAUCAUGCCUCUAAGACCUAUCAAAUACCUUAUGCAUGCUGUGCCGAAUCAUAUGUAUAGGGAUAGUCAUAUUGAUCUGACCAUGUGGAUCCCUGAUCCUCACAAGCCUCAAUCGCAC